CUUCUCAACCUUCACACCCAAUUCCGUGUGUCUCGACGACGUCUCCGUCACUCGCCCAGCAUGAAGUUUACCCAUGGCAUCUGGUUCGAUCGUGAGGACACCUCCAUAUAUAAUGCAGUGGAAGUUGGAGAUGUUACACGCUCCAAUGGAAAUGAAAUACGCGCGCUGUGCACAACUCGUCAUGUCUGCCAUCGUGGGGAUACUCUGAACCACCCAACAAUCACUGUGAAAUUGUCUUCUCCAGCACCAGAAAUUAUUGCAGGCACCGCAUACCACUUUAGUGGAGCUGGAUCUAAGUUACCGCGCUUUGAACUCUUUCCAGAGGGCUUGCCAAUAGAACUGGGUAGGGUCACAGAUGAUCCUCAAACCAACUCGGUUUCUCUGAAGUCGGGUGGUGUUCGGGCGGUGCUGGAUAAGAACCCAAGAUCUUUCAACAUAUCUUACAGAUCGGAGGAGAGCGGCGUAGAAUUGACUGAUUUGGGCAUGUCAUGCGUUCAAUAUAUUAUUGCUCCUCCACACACCGAAGCCUCUUAUCCGCCUCUUGCAUCAACGACGAUUGCAGAUCCGUAUUAUCGUGCUCCACUUUCCUCCUCGAAGCGACCGUACAUGGCUCUCUCAUUCGGACUUCAGGUCGGAGAACUGGUUUAUGGUUUGGGAGAGCGGUUUGGACCCUUCACAAAAAAUGGCCAGCACAUUGACUUGUGGAACGAAGACGCAGGGACUGCUUCUCCGUACGCAUACAAAAAUAUACCGUUUUACCUGACAAACCGUGGGUACGGGGUAUUCUUUGACCACAGCGACGCUCUUUCCCUAGAGGUCCAGAACGAGAAGCAAGCGAAAGUGCAGGUAUCAGUACAAGGAGAAGAGAUUCGUUGGUAUAUCAUUCAUGGGCCGACGCCGAAACAAAUCUUAGCAAACUAUGCAAAACUUACCGGUCGUCCUCCCAUCCCGCCUGCAUGGAGCUUUGGGUUGUACCUUUCUACAUCUUUUCUCACUGAGUAUGAUGAGAAAACGGUGACUUCCCAGCUCGAUGGCAUGGUAGAGCGCGGCAUCCCAAUGUCGGUUUUUCAUUUCGACUGUUUCUGGAUGAAAGCCCACCAGUGGACUGAUUUCACAUUUGACCCCAAGUACUUUCCUGACGCAAAAGCUUUCCUUGGCCGAAUCCAUGAAAGAGGUCUCAAAGUCUGUGUAUGGAUCAAUAGCUAUAUUGCACAAAACUCGGAGGCCUUUGAAGAUGCCGUUUCCGGCGGAUACCUUAUCAAACGAACGAACGGCGAUACUUGGCAGAGCGAUAUCUGGCAGGCGGGCAUGGGCGUUGUCGAUUUUACAAAUCCUGCGGCGGUUACUUGGUACAAGGCACAUCUCAAGCGGCUGCUGGACCAAGGAGUGGAUUCAUUUAAGACCGAUUUCGGAGAACGCAUUCCAUGGGAGGAUAUCACCUACCACAACGGAAUGGAUGCCGUCGCCGGACAUAACUACUACGCUUACCUCUACAACAAGACCGUCUUCGAUGCAAUUGCCGAAGUACGUGGGCCUGAUCAAGCGCUCCUCUUUGCCCGCUCGGCCACAGCGGGUGGUCAACAAUUUCCCGUACAUUGGGGUGGCGAUUGCGAAUCCACAUGGCAAGGCAUGGCGCAGUCCCUCCGUGGAGGUCUCUCUCUGGGCCUCAGUGGCUUUGGAUACUGGUCUCACGAUAUUUCAGGCUUCAUGUCCGAGGGACAGGCACAGACCGGACCAGCGUCUGCAUUGUACAAGCGUUGGGUACAGUUUGGGCUGCUGUCCUCGCACAGCCGGCUGCACGGGUCCAAAAACUACCGCGUUCCGUGGCAUGUUGACCAUGAAGCAACUGAGGUGCUACGCAAAUUUUGUCGCCUGAAGAAUCUUCUUAUGCCUUACGUUUUUCGCCAGGCAAUAGAUGCACACCAGCAAGGCCUGCCGUUGCUUCGUGCAAUGCUGAUCGAAUAUCCCCAAGACAAAGUCUGCCAAAACCUCGAUCAGCAGUACAUGUUUGGCGACAGCCUUCUUGUAGCACCCGUCUUCAGCGAGUCCGGUAUUGUGGAAUUUUAUGUGCCGGCUGGGAAAUGGGCGUCUAUUCUCGAUGGACGAGGUUACACGGGCCCGGCAUGGUUUACGGAGAAAUAUGACUACUUCAACCUUCCGCUGCUGCUGCGCGAAAAUAAGGUGCUGCUGGUUGGGAAGCCCGACAAACCAGAUUACGACUGGGUAAAGAAUAUUACUCGUGUGCUUGUUGGAACGACUACCUUAACCACAUUGAAGGUUGAGGUGCCAAGCUUCUCGAGUCCUGGGGUGAUAGAGGUGGUAUUGGAACUUAGUAAGGGGUUGGAAAGCAAGAUUUUCACUCUGAAAGGUGGAAUCGAUUCGUUGCAGGUUGAAAUGUUGUCGGAGGGGUGCCAUUUGUGAAUGAAAGAGUUAGCAAAUAGAAUCAGUCUACGAUGAGGCCCCGUUCAGUUUUACAAAAUUGAUUAAUGAGGCUAUAAUCGACGGUG
Molecule: messenger RNA, 2507 nt
Organism: Hyaloscypha bicolor E
Lineage: Eukaryota; Fungi; Ascomycota; Leotiomycetes; Helotiales; Hyaloscyphaceae
Product: glycoside hydrolase family 31 protein
Exons: 3
Coding region: 61-2421 (786 amino acids)
Biological process (GO): carbohydrate metabolic process
Molecular function (GO): carbohydrate binding; hydrolase activity, hydrolyzing O-glycosyl compounds
Source: RefSeq, a predicted model, not a curated record